This is a messenger RNA of Hydractinia symbiolongicarpus, 1724 nucleotides long. RefSeq lists its product as uncharacterized. Lineage: Eukaryota; Metazoa; Cnidaria; Hydrozoa; Anthoathecata; Hydractiniidae. The record is from RefSeq and is a predicted model, not a curated record. Bases 106 to 1572 code for a protein of 488 amino acids. The transcript is spliced from 6 exons.
AGUAUUGGCGUAAGCACGAAAAAACAAAAUAAUGGCGAAUAUUAUCAUUCUGCUUUUGAAGAAGAGAAUAAUGAAGAGGAAGAAGAAGAAGAAAAGAAAGAAGAUAUGAACUUAAAAAACAAAACUGGGUUUGAAGUUCCAGAAAUGCCGUCUACUAAAAGAAGGGCAAUCUCAGCCAAGGAAGUAUGGAAAAUUGUCAACGAAAGAAAUCGUCAAGACGAUUGGUUUGACACAACUGGAAAAAGCGAUGACAAUGAGUCCAACACACCAGAGUCAGAUCUAGAAGAAAACGUUCAUGCCAUUGUCCAUACCCUCUCAAAGAAAGAGAAAAGAAAAAAGAAAGAAUCAGAUGAGAUCAUGGAAUUGAAGAAAAGUAUGGAGGUCAUGAGGAAGCGCUUAGAAAAAGCAGAAAAAGCAGCCGAGAGAGAAUAUACGUACGUAGAAGGUGAUAAUGAAAAUGAUGAUGACGAUGUUGAUAUGUCUGUACAGAAAAGUGAAAAUACAAGUGAAGAGAUAAGGAAAACACAUAAGAUCUUAAGCCAUGGAAAGAUUCUUGCUAACAAGAGAAAAGCUGAAAGAAAAAGGAAAAAGAUGUUAGCCUGUGUGAACAAGUAUGUCGGGCCUCCCGGUACUAUAAAAGAGCGCAAAACUGGCGUUAUUGACUACAGAAAAGUAUAUGACAUUAAAUGCCCGGUUUGUUCAGUUGUAUCUAGCAGACUCUACCAGCAUUUAAUGCUUCAACACAAAUUUUCGGAUAGGGAAGCAAAACUAAAAGAGUCAGAAGUCAGGGUGAUGUUUCUUUGGUCAAAAAAGGAAAAGCAUGGUAUCCCAAAACCGUUGCCUUGCGCAAUCUGUGGAGUUUGGCACCUGCGUCUUCGUACCCACCUGAAAAGGAAACACAAAUUGGAAGGAUCAAAAAUCACAGAAAUUUUAGAAACUGCGCGAAAAGAAAAUUGGGCUAACGAAGGAUGUUUGGAAAAUAAAGCCAAGCUAGUCAAGACAGCCAAUCAAAAGGCGAAAAAACGUACGAAAUGUAAUAGAGAAGAAUUGAUUAAUACUGGGAGAACGAUCAAGUAUCUGCCAGAUAAUGCGAAGGAAGUAAAUGCAUCUAACAAAGCAGAUUGGGAUAUUGAAGGAGAUAACUUUCUCAUGUAUUAUGAAACCGGAAAGGAGUUGCUAGAAGCUUUUAAAAGUGAAGUGGAAAAGAAGAAAGGAGCUGUUAAGGCAAAGAGGUACAGACAGCAUGUGGAGUACAUAUGGACUAUUAUCGAUCCCAACAUGGCAGUGAUACCAGCCAGUGCAUUUGCAAAUUGCUUGCUUGUUGAAGAUAAAUACCACGAUCCAACUUACCGCUUGAUUGGUAAAGGAGGAAAUGAGGCUUCCACUCUAAGGGUUAGAUAUGUCGCUUUGAGAGCAUUUAUUAGAUUUUUACGUCGUCGCCAUGUCUAUGGAGGCAUUACCCGUGAUCAAAUGACAGCUUUGUCGGAAUAUAUCGAUGAAUGGAACGCUGAUUUUACUGAAUCCAUUGCCCAGCGUAAAACUGACAUAGACGAAUUAAGAUUAAACGCUUAAUGACUCCUACCCAUAUGAUUAAAUAUGGCCGAUCAAAUUUUGUGCAGGGUCUUGUGAAAAGUAUUGAAAGGGUCGCUAAGUCUGAGAAACCUACAAAACGGUUUUGUCAGCAGGUUAGAGACUAUCUGAUUACUAACUUGUGCAUAAUGAAU